UCUUGACUUUGCAAAAUUUAAAUAAAUUUAUAAACUCUAACAAGAACUUGACUACUUCUCAAUCCUUUUGCAUCCUAGUUUCGAAUAGUAUUUAUUUGCGAUUUUAAGAGUUUGUCGUACGAAAGUAGUACUUUUCCAAUAUGCCCGAAGCCAAAACUACAGCAAAAGCGUCCAAGUCGAACCGUGUAGCUUAUAAAGACAAGGAGAAGCCGACUGAAAUUCGCUUCACAAACAUAAAUGCAGCAAAAGCGGUCGCCUCUGCUAUUCGUACAAGCCUUGGUCCAAAAGGGAUGGACAAAAUGAUCCAAAGUGGUAAUGGGGAUGUUACGAUCACCAAUGAUGGAGCUACUAUUUUGAAACAAAUGCAAGUGUUUCACCCUGCAGCUAAAAUGUUGGUAGAACUGUCGAAAGCCCAGGAUGUUGAGGCAGGUGAUGGCACAACGACUGUUGUUGUCAUCGCUGGAAGUCUUCUUGAUGCUGCAGCAAGAUUGCUUGAGAAAGGUAUUCAUCCUAUGAACAUAUCUGAUGCAUUUGGUGUAGCAUGUGAAAAGGGAGUUGAGAUACUAAAAAACAUUGCAGUCCCUGUUGAACUGAAUGACAGAGAAUCCUUGUUAAAAAGUGCUUCAACUUCUCUUAAUUCAAAGGUUGUGUCUCAAUAUGCCAGCCUUCUUGCACCAAUAUCUGUUGAUGCUGUGUUGAAUGUUAUUGAUCCUAAAACAGCAAAUAAUGUUAACCUAAAAGAUAUUAGAGUCAUCACAAAAUUAGGAGGGACAGUUGAAGAUACAGAGAUGGUUGAUGGUUUAGUUUUAGAGCAGAAAAUAUCUCAUCUAGCUGGUGGAGUUUCAAGUAUAGAAAAAGCAAAGAUUGGCCUGAUUCAGUUCUGUUUAUCAGCCCCUAAAACAGAUAUGGACAACCAAGUUAUUGUGUCAGACUACACUCAAAUGGAUAGGGUGUUACGAGAAGAAAGACAAUACAUACUAGAUUUAUGUAAAAAGAUAAAGAAAGCUGGUUGCAAUGUACUCCUAAUCCAGAAAUCUAUUUUACGGGAUGCUAUAAAUGACCUAGCACUACAUUUCUUAACAAAAAUGAAAAUAAUGGUUUUACGUGAUAUAGAAAGAGAUGAGAUUGAGUUUAUAUGUAAGAGUCUUGGGUGCAGACCAGCUGCAAGUGUAGACCAUUUUACACCAGACGUCUUGGCAUCAGCAGAGUUAGUUGAGGAGGUUUCAACAGGAGCUGCUAAAGUUGUAAAGAUAACAGGCAUACAGAAUCCUGGCAAGACAGUGAGUAUACUGGUUCGGGGAUCAAAUAAACUCGUCCUAGAGGAAGCUGAACGCUCUCUGCAUGAUGCACUGUGCGUUGUAAGAUGUCUUGUAAAAAACAGGGCACUCAUAGCAGGUGGUGGUGCCCCAGAAACAGAACUCUCCAUAAAUCUCGCACAAUAUGCAAACACUCUCUCAGGCAUGGAUUCGUACUGCGUGCGAGCCUUUUCAGAAGCAUUGGAGAUCGUUCCAUAUACCUUGGCUGAAAAUGCUGGCCUUAAUCCCAUCGCGACCGUCACUGAACUGAGAAAUAAGCAUGCGCAAGGAGAGAAGAACGCUGGUAUAAAUGUUCGUAAAGGAACAAUAACCAAUAUUUUGGAUGAGAACGUCUUGCAACCAUUAUUGGUGUCGACCAGCGCUUUGACAUUGGCUUCAGAGACCGUUAGAAGUAUCCUAAAAAUUGACGAUAUUGUGAACACAAGGUAACAACAUCAGACCAUAUUGCUGUGGAGAUUUCCGAUUGUUGUCAAGCUGGGUUGUUGAAACGGUUGCUUAGUCAUUAUUAAAGAAUGUGUAAUUUUGAUUGUUAAAAAGAAAUAAAUAU
Dendronephthya gigantea is the source of this 1863-nucleotide messenger RNA. RefSeq names its product T-complex protein 1 subunit delta-like. Gene Ontology annotation, molecular function: ATP hydrolysis activity; ATP-dependent protein folding chaperone; ATP binding. Bases 141 to 1745 code for a protein of 534 amino acids. Gene Ontology annotation, cellular component: chaperonin-containing T-complex. NCBI's taxonomy places the organism in Eukaryota, Metazoa, Cnidaria, Anthozoa, Malacalcyonacea, Nephtheidae. The record is from RefSeq and is a predicted model, not a curated record. Gene Ontology annotation, biological process: protein folding. The transcript has 14 exons.